Panicum virgatum (switchgrass) is the source of this 1282-nucleotide messenger RNA. RefSeq lists its product as uncharacterized. The record is from RefSeq and is a predicted model, not a curated record. The transcript is spliced from 4 exons. Bases 401 to 919 code for a protein of 172 amino acids. NCBI's taxonomy places the organism in Eukaryota, Viridiplantae, Streptophyta, Magnoliopsida, Poales, Poaceae.
CAAACGGCAAGCCGGCAACCAUACAAUACUGUACGCCGCCGUGAUCGGUCACGCGCCGUCGGCGGUCGUGUCCGCCAGAAGCAACCGUCGAAGCCGGUCACCAUGUCUGGCCUUGCCUUUCCGUUCGGUUUCGCUGAACGCUAUUGGCUCGCCGUCGCAGGCGUUACCAUGAGGCAUGCUACCGGCCACUGUGCCCCCGGGGUUGCUUAGACACCCAGCAUCGCAGGGAAAGCAACGGAUGCCACGACGCUUUGACAGCGUGAAGGCUGCUGGUGGCUGGGGCUAUAAGUGGCGGCGAGGUGGGAACAGAGGGAAGAGAGGAUACGCCGGCCGCGCCUAACCGAACCGCCGACGCCGAGCGAGAGAAGGUAGCUGCUGCGUGCGCCAGGGGGAGGACGAUAUGCAGGGCGGCGGCGGCGGCGUGGAGCAGCAGCCGAUGCAGAUGGUGCUGCGGGUGAAGCACCCGACGUCGUCGUCGGCGCUGGGCGGCGACGAGGAGGAGGCGGGCGAGGGCUCGUCGAGGUCGGCGCUCUCGGUGUUCAAGGCCAAGGAGGAGCAGAUCGAGAGGCGCAAGAUGGAGGUCCGGGAGAAGGUGUUCGCGCACCUCGGCCGCGUCGAGGAGGAGUCCAAGCGGCUCGCCUUCAUCAGGCAGGAGCUGGAAGGCAUGGCGGAUCCAACGCGGAAGGAGGUGGAGUCGAUACGGAAGAGGAUUGACACGGUGAACCGUCAGCUCAAGCCUCUCGGCAAGAGCUGCGUCAAGAAGGAGAAGGAGUACAAGGAGGUCCUGGAGGCGUACAACGAGAAGAGCAAAGAGAAAGCGCUGCUAGUCAACAGGCUAAUCGAGCUGGUGAGCGAGAGCGAGAGGAUGCGGAUGAAGAAGCUAGAGGAGCUCAACAAGACAGUCGACUCACUCUACUAGACGCCCAGCUGAUGCUCACCUCCACCGAGAGCUCGCUUGACGCCUCUGUAAUCUCAGUGUGCCAUAAGGAUUCGGGACUUGUUCAAGGUGUUGCUUGUAACUGAUGUUUCUCAUCGAGUGAUUCUUCCUUCUUCUUUCUUUUCCUUUUGUUUCUUCUCUUUCAUCAGUUGGUUUGAGUCUCGUUGCACUGUCACUGUCGAGUAAAACUGACGUAUUUAAGCAACAACGGAGUACCAGGAACAAGGCUGAAAACGAGGAGGGUGGCCUGUCGACCGUACUAGUAGGACCUAUAGUGCUAAUUCAGAGUAGCUAUCAUCCCUUUCGUUUUUUGUGCUGCUGGUAAUGCAAACAGCAAUAUCCUGA